AUGGCAUUUGAUGCUAACGGUUUGUACGCUUCAGCAAUGUCAGAUUUAGACAGUGAAUAUCCAAAAGCAGAAAGUGCUAGACCGUUUCUACCAGAAGGAGAAAAAGAAUUUGUAAAACUCUUCAAUAAACAAAAAAUUAGACCUAGAACAACUAUUUUAACAGUGUGGUUUGACUAUCCCAAAAACAUGUUCUUCCAACCGAUACCAGCUAAAGAUAAAAUCACUUUCACGAAUAAAGAAGGUAAACAGGAAACUGGCACUAAAAUCAGGUUUAGAAAUGGUUUCUGUUCAGAAGUUUUAACAUCGGUUGAUAUUCAAGAAAUAGUUAAAGCCGGUGGAAAAAUACUCAGGAUAUUAGAUGGUAUAGUAUACGAAGAAAAUUUUAAAACUCCACCAUAUAGAGAUUAUAUUUUAAUUUUAAGAGAUCUUAGAAAUAAAUAUAAACGAGAAGAAAUUGAGGAAAAAGAGAUUACUGCUGAAGAUAGUAAAUCUACACGACUAACACCUAGUCAUUUGGGAUCAUUCGUUUUAUCUCACAGUAAAUAA
Messenger RNA from Lottia gigantea (owl limpet), 546 nucleotides. RefSeq lists its product as hypothetical. Bases 1 to 546 code for a protein of 181 amino acids. NCBI's taxonomy places the organism in Eukaryota, Metazoa, Mollusca, Gastropoda, Lottiidae. The record is from RefSeq and is a predicted model, not a curated record. The transcript is spliced from 2 exons.